Molecule: messenger RNA, 2475 nt
Organism: Morchella sextelata
Lineage: Eukaryota; Fungi; Ascomycota; Pezizomycetes; Pezizales; Morchellaceae
Exons: 9
Coding region: 1-2475 (824 amino acids)
Biological process (GO): protein dephosphorylation; DNA damage response
Cellular component (GO): nucleoplasm; protein phosphatase 4 complex
Molecular function (GO): protein phosphatase activator activity
Source: RefSeq, a predicted model, not a curated record
AUGAUGGCCUUAACAGUGCCAAAUCCGCCGACGACGCCGCGACGAGUAAAGGUAUAUGAGUUGAGGAACAAUGACUGGUUCGAUAGGGGAACUGGAUACUGCACAGGACAGCUGGUUAAUGACGAACCUCAUAUACAGGUGAAAUCGGAGGAGGAGCAGGACCGGAUGCUGCUAGAGACUAAGAUAAUAAAAGAUGAUGGCUAUCAGAAACAACAGGAAACCCUUAUCGUGUGGACUGAGCCGCAUGGUACAGACAUGGCAUUGAGUUUCCAAGAACCCGAAGGGUGUGCAGCGAUCUGGGAGUUCGUUAGUCAUGUCCAAACUCAUUUACUGUCCAUGUCCGGAACAGAUGAGAUGUUAUCAGACGAUCCAAACGAAGCCAUGAUAGCUUCCGUAAUGUUGCCUCCCCCGGAACUUGGUAACCUCAUGGAUAUCGAAAAUCAGAUUCGAAUUGCGAGCUCAACAGUGCCGGGAAGAGAUUCAUUGGGCAAAUUCAUCCUUAGUGAAGACUACAUUGGAAAGCUUAUUCCAUUAUUGGAGGUUGCGGAGGAUUUAGAGAGCUUGGAUAACCUUCACAGAUUAUGCAAUAUUAUGAAGAUGAUGAUUUUAUUGAACGAUACGUUGAUCAUCGAGCACAUUGUCAUGGAUGAGGUUGUACUGGGGGUUGUAGGGAUCCUAGAGUACGACCCUGACUUCCCAAGCCACAAGGCCAAUCACCGCCAAUUCCUUUCGGACAAAUCAAAAUUCAAGGAGGUAGUGCCGAUAAAAGAUCCGGAGAUCAAGAAAAAGAUCCACUGGACAUACCGGCUGCAGUAUCUGAAAGACGUUGUGCUGGCCAGAAUUCUCGACGAUCCGACUUUCUCCGUACUUAAUUCUCUUAUCUUCUUCAAUCAGGUUGACAUCCUGCAACAUUUGCAAAGCAACCAAGCUUUCCUAAAGGAUCUUUUCGCGAUUUUUCACACAGAGGGAUCGGAACCGUCGAAAAAGAAGAAUGGUGUUCUGUUCAUUCAGCAAUGCUGUUCCAUCGCAAAGAACCUCCAGGGUCCUGCUAGAACCCAGCUCUACACAUACUUUAUUCAGAAUGGCCUAUUUGCCGUUAUAGAUUUUGCGCUGCUCCACGAAGACGCUGCCGUCAGGAUCGCCGGCACUGAGGUCCUUGUGGCCAUGAUAGACCACGAUCCAGUGAUGAUGCGCAACGUUAUAUUCCGACAGAUCAGCGACAAGCAGAAGCCAUUGACCGACACAUUAAUUGAGCUAUUGCUAGGAGAGCAAGAUUUGGGAGUAAAGGGACAGAUCGCGGAUGCUAUCAGGGUGUUGCUGGAUCCCGCGACAGGACCGCAACUUGAAGGACUUGGAAAGUCUAGUGAUAUCACCAUGAGACUACGAAGUCAUUCCACAGACCAUGAGACGGAGAGUUUCUUGAAGAACUUUUAUGAUGAGUCCGCCAAAAAGCUAUUUCUGCCGUUAUCCGACUUAAGCAAGAGAACAUCACUAAAAGGGUUAUCGAUAGCGGAGGUAUCACUGUAUUCACAUCUUGUGGAGACAUUGUGCAUUUUCGUCCGACAACACGCAUUCCGGGGCAAAUACUUCCUAUUAGCUGAGAAUUUACCAUCGCGAGUAGCACAGCUGCUGGAAUCGCCGCAGAAACACCUCAAGCUCACUGCACUGAAGUUUUUCCGCGAAAACGUAAAGCAAAUUAUCCUCCAUUUGGUUGAGAAUUACCGUGAAAAGAUGUCAAUGAUUACAUAUGUCGAUACCUUCUCCGUUCUAAUCUUAAGAAACGAUCAAAUGCAAGAUAGUACUUUGCCGUCAAAUUAUCCCUCAGAGGUAGACCGCACGCCAAGAAACCAAAUCAACGGCGCACGAAGAUGGGACGGAAUCAAAGAAACAGAUCCUUUGGAAGAGGAGUACUUCAACGGUUCAGACGAAGAAGACAACACUCCAGGCCUAAGGCUUAUCAACGGAGGUACACCGGUGAUGAAGGGACUGGUGGAUUAUGCAGAUGAAGAAUCCAUGGAUGAUAUCGGAGAGGAAGCUACUGUCAAGAAGGAAGACGAGGGUGAGGUCAAGGUUGAGAUAAAGAUGGAAGAUUCGCCAGUAAAGGAUCCCUCAUCAUCAGCAACCCCAAGCCCGUCAACGUCACCGUCAACGGUCAGGUCAAAAUCAGAAGAGCCGGUAUCGAGCCUGCCCAUGCCCGAGCGACUGGCAGAGAAGAGGAGGAGAGAGGAGGAAGACGACGAUGAGCUGGGUAAAUUGUCUAGGACAAAAAAGAGAGGCCCAAGUGGUGGAAGUAGCCUCAUCCAAAUGGGGUCGAGGAAGAGGAGUUUCGGAGGCAGCGGCAGCCCGCCCAGUAAGAAGAUUGCUAUUAACUUGGCAGUCAAAACCACUACGGCGGGGGACGCAGCUGAUGAAAACAGUGAGGAGCCAAUCAAGGUGGAAGUGAAUGAGGAGGAGGUCCCGAAAGAGGAGGCGUAA